CGGAUGUGAGUAGUACUUAAGAGAAUAAUCUGACGUGGGUAAGGAAGUCGGGCUGGUUUCCCGGCGUCUUCGGUCCCGUCUUCCCCCGGUUUCCCCCCUUCCCCCCCGGCCAUGCUCGACUUUUUCACCAUCUUCAGCAAGGGGGGGCUCGUCCUCUGGUGCUUCCAAGGCGUGCGCGGCCCCGCGGCGGCCUGCACUGCGCCCGUGAACGCGCUCAUCCGCUCUGUCCUCCUCCAGGAGCGAGGUGGCAGCAACUCUUUCAACCAUGAAGCCCUUACCCUUAAAUAUAAGCUGGACAAUCAAUUUGAGCUUGUAUUUGUGGUUGGAUUUCAGAAAAUCUUGACUUUAACCUAUGUGGAUAAGUUGAUAGAUGAUGUCCAUAAGGAGUUCAGAGAUAAAUAUCGAAACGAGUUUCAACAGAAGGGUACCCUUGGGAUCCUUAAUGGCACCUUUGAUUUUAAGGAGGACUUUCUACGUCUCCAACGGGAAGCAGAGGAGAGCAGUAAAAUCCGAGCUCCCACUGCCAUGAAGAGUUUUGAACAAUCAGCAAAGUCCCAAAAAACCGUGAAGUCUAUGAUAGAAACUCGGGGAGAGAAACCAAAAGAAAAAACUAAGAAUAAGAAAAACAAAGGUUCCAAAAAAGAAGCUCAAGGAAAUGAAAUGGCUGCAGCUCCCAAAACUGCUCCUGCCAUUAAGCUGGACCCUCCUCUUGAAACUGGGGAGAAGGAAGAACUGAGUAAGGAUGAAAUUCUGAGGAAGAACCGGGAAGAAUUCUUCAAGAAACGGCUGAAGGGUGGAGAGAAGUCCAACAAGUCUCCAAAGCCGGAUGCUCAGAAGGACAAGGGGAAGAAGCCCCGUGUGUGGGAUACAGGGAACUCUAAUGCCAAAGUACUUGAUUAUAGUAACUCUACUACUAAUGGAAAUACAGACGCUUGUCCCAUGGAGAAUUAUGAUGCAGAAAUGCUGCUGGUAGAUGGAAGUCGUGAGCCUGGCCGUCUUCUUGAUCUUGAGUAUGAUAGUGAAGAGGAUCCUGGAGAAGAGGACAAAGUGGUUCCAAACUCUUCAAACAUAAGCAAGAAGAAAAGUGGUCUUGGAGGCAUGUUUGGGAUGCUGAAAGGACUUGUGGGUUCUAAAAGCUUGUCAAGAGAGGAUAUGGAGCCUGUGCUGGAGAAGAUGAAAGAUCAUUUGAUCGCGAAGAAUGUUGCUGCUGAAAUUGCAGUCCAGUUGUGUGAAUCUGUUGCAAAGAAACUGGAAGGCAAAGUGAUGGGUACCUUCACUACGGUGACCUCAACUGUGAAGCAAGCCCUUCAAGAAUCUCUGGUGCAGAUCCUCCAACCUCAGCGCCGGGUGGACGUCUUGCGUGAUGUGAUGGAUGCCAAGGUUCACCGCCGACCUUACGUUAUCACUUUUUGUGGUGUCAAUGGAGUUGGGAAGUCAACCAACUUGGCCAAGAUUUCUUUCUGGCUGAUUGAAAACGGGUAUAGUGUCCUCAUUGCUGCCUGUGAUACCUUCCGUGCUGGAGCUGUGGAGCAACUACGUACUCAUACUCGCCGCCUGAAUACUCUGCAUCCACCAGAAAGCCACAAUGGUCGCACCAUGGUGCAGCUUUAUGAGAAGGGAUAUGGGAAGGAUGCAGCCGGCAUUGCCAUGGAGGCAAUUUUAUAUGCACGCAACCAAGGUUUUGAUGUAGUUUUGGUGGACACAGCAGGACGGAUGCAAGACAAUGCUCCCUUGAUGACAGCUCUGGCUAAGCUCAUUGCAGUUAACACCCCAGAUCUUGUUCUGUUUGUGGGUGAAGCUCUGGUGGGAAACGAGGCUGUGGAUCAGCUGGUCAAAUUUAACAAAGCUCUUGCGGAUUACUCCAUCGCUCAAUCCCCACGGCUCAUUGAUGGAAUUGUUCUCACCAAGUUUGACACCAUUGAUGACAAGGUUGGAGCUGCAAUCUCCAUGACAUACAUCACUAGCAAACCAAUUGUUUUUGUGGGAACUGGACAGACCUACUGUGACCUACGUAGCCUUAAUGCCAAGGCUGUAGUUGCUGCUCUUAUGAAGGCCUAAGCAUCCAUUGUUGCACCAAAUUCCUGUUUGCCGAUGUCUUAGAAUGUGCUUUCCGAUGUGACUUUUCCUGGAAGCUUGCCCCCCACCCCACCCCUUCAUCCUUUGCUUUCUUACUUUUUUUUUGGUAUAGUGCAAGAGAGAAUACAGGAGUGCUAGGGGAAAAACAAAAUAAAGCCACUGUCUUCAUUUCUUUACAUAUUGCACACUUUCCACCCUGCAGUGCAUGGGGUUCAAUUUUAGGGAGAGCUGCCUGUCUUCAGUUGUAUUCCACUUAUUUAAAAUGACUUUGUCCCGCACUAAAGUUCUUUGAGACAAGUCUUUCUCAAAAUGCCUACUCUAGAGUAUCUAUACUCCAUGCUCCCUUGUCCAGUAAAACCUCCCCCCCCCCUCCUUGCUCCCUUGAUCGUUCUCUCUAGUUCCUCCUGGGUUAGUGGUAUCACAACAGUUGAAGAGAAUUGUGCUUCAGCCCUUGGGAUGACUGACAUACCUCAGAUUCUGCCUUGGGCCUGAACAGCUGCUCUGGAUUACAUUUCUGGGGAUUAGAAACCAAAGGGAUGACGCCUGGACAAAUGGCUCUUUCCUAGCAGUUAUAUUAGCCAUCCCCGAUUGUUGUGUAGAGCAGAGAUAGAUAGAGGCCGCUGAUAUUGUAGCCUUCACAAGCUGGUUUUGAUCACAAUUCCCCCAACUGCAGACCAAAAAAGCUCACAGCAGAGAAAGGGUAAAUUUGUUCUCAGAGGAGGAAGUAUGAAUGUGAGGGCUGCCGAUUCCUUCUCAAAGUCAUCUCAUCAACCCCUUAUGCAUUAAGUUUGUCUGAAUUGUCUAUGACGACCCUGCGUGUAUCUUUGCACACCAUCUUCAAACAACAUCAGAGAAGCAGAUGGUUGUGUCCCUGAAGAUUCUCUAAGGACAGUUCCUUUAUCUGGCCCCUUCCCCGGCCAACAGGGUCCUUCCCCUAAAGGGGAAAAAUAAGUCUGUGUGGAUUUUAAUUUUGGCAGAUGAGCUUCUGGCCUAAGAAGUGGGUUUAAGAUUUCUCUCUGCCAUAAAGAAGUGGCGCUCUGGAAGUCACUGCCUCUCCUGUCAAGGGGGAGGGAUACACAACCAGCCAGCAGGGGCCACUGCAUGCUAUCCCAUCUGCACUGGUUUUUGCUUUCCAAACCAGCCUGUCUGCUUCUUUGUCCCCUUCUUCCACUAGGGAUAAUCCUGGUGGCUGCCUGCUGCGUUCCUCCCUUUCCUCCUCCUUUCAGAGUGCCUCUUGAUCCUGAUAAUAAAGUGCUAUGUUGAAUAACA
Molecule: messenger RNA, 3345 nt
Organism: Thamnophis elegans (Western terrestrial garter snake)
Lineage: Eukaryota; Metazoa; Chordata; Lepidosauria; Squamata; Natricidae
Gene: SRPRA
Product: SRP receptor subunit alpha
Exons: 14
Coding region: 112-2058 (648 amino acids)
Biological process (GO): SRP-dependent cotranslational protein targeting to membrane
Cellular component (GO): signal recognition particle receptor complex; endoplasmic reticulum membrane
Molecular function (GO): signal recognition particle binding; GTP binding; ATP hydrolysis activity
Source: RefSeq, a predicted model, not a curated record